Molecule: messenger RNA, 738 nt
Organism: Cyprinodon variegatus (sheepshead minnow)
Lineage: Eukaryota; Metazoa; Chordata; Actinopteri; Cyprinodontiformes; Cyprinodontidae
Exons: 7
Coding region: 64-738 (224 amino acids)
Source: RefSeq, a predicted model, not a curated record
UGCUGUUAUUUCCUGCUCUACAUUCUAUACUCUGAGAGUAAAAGGCAUACAUUUAAUGAGUUUAUGAUGUCUCUGUUACUUAUACUGGCUCUGCUGAUCCUCAUUACGAUACCAGGAAUCGAUGUUUUCACUUCUGUUACGGUGCAGACGGGUGGGGAUGUUUUUCUCAACAUCUCAGAAGCGGAUGUUCCCAAAGACUUUCACCUUCUUAUUUGGAAAUUCUUCACAGAUGAUGUGUUGGUGUCUUUCUGGCCAAGCGGAAAACCAAAUGUCCGCAUUGCUUAUGCUGGAAGGAUUGACAUUUUAGAAAGAAAAUACUCUAUAAAACUAAAGAAUCUCCAAAAAUCUGACGUUGGACUUUACAUGGCGAUGGUAACGGCAAAGUCAGAACAAAUAAUAAGUAAAUAUAAUGUCACAGUUCAAGAUCCAGUGUUUCCAGUGGAUCUGGUCAUUGACUCCGUGUCCAGCGCCUCUUCCUUAUGUAACCUAACAGUGACGUGCACCACCAAGGACUCCAGCAUCAGCACCACUGUUAGAUAUGCAGAAGGACUCUCUGAACUCUCAGUCUGUCUGGUGAAGAAAGUCGUCUUCUCAGUCGGUCUCAUCAUCAUGGCGUCGGCUGUCAUUGGCGUCCAUCUCAUGCAAAAAAGUUUCAUUGGACUCAUGAAGUUUGCCACCAUGUUGUUGACGGUCUUAAUUGUUGCAGUUUUAUUAUUUUUUGGCAUAAUUUUUUGGUAG